Molecule: messenger RNA, 2272 nt
Organism: Macrosteles quadrilineatus (aster leafhopper)
Lineage: Eukaryota; Metazoa; Arthropoda; Insecta; Hemiptera; Cicadellidae
Exons: 5
Coding region: 27-923 (298 amino acids)
Source: RefSeq, a predicted model, not a curated record
GUUUGUUGACGUUACAGUGGGCUGAAAUGACAGUCAAAACCAGUAUGAGGGCUCAACAGAGUGAAAGCUCCGACGAGGAAAGCUUAGUCCACGUGUUUGUUCAACAGAUGCUUGUCACAAGGAUAUUUGCUGCGACUUACACUGGCAGGAACUACGUACACCCACUGAAAGAUUACAGGGACAUGGUCCAAGUUAAUGAGGAAGAGAAAGAUCUUAUUAGAGAUUUAGAAAUAGUAAAGAAGAGGAUCAACAGUGUGUACAAAGGAGCGAUGUGGGCAGCGAUCACAGGGCCUGACGAUUCAGACUCAGACGCGACAGCUGGAGUCUGUGUUUGGACGAGACUACAGGAAGUUGCGUUCGGCAGCUACUGGUUCAUGAUCCAACAAGUUAGCUUCUCUGCCCUCGGAGAACUUGUGUUGAAUCUCAAAGUUGUCAGAAAGUACGAACCAGAAACCAUCAGGACACCAAAUAUUUUAGAUAGCUCCAUGGACUGGGAAGAAAUCAAGACGAAUCUCCUGAUAAAUUUAAAAGUUUGGGGAGCAUUUUUACUACAAGGCAUUCAAGAACUGGUGACUAUGCACAAUAUUAAAGAAACUUUCAGGUUUUUGUUUCUUUUAGCAAUGACUCUAGGAACCGGUCUGAUGAACGGGUUACAAUUCCUGGGUGAUUAUUCUAUCAAAUUCUUCAGAGAGUUCAACAACUUUAUUAGAGUAAUGACACCCAUCUUCCUCGCACUGAUUGAUAUGUUGUCCAAGACGAUAGGAGGGUUUUACUUGUUGAUCGUAAUGUUGUGGAGGGGGGGCCAGCAAGGUCCGCCGCCUCAGUUCCCAGCUCUGAUGGCAGCCUCGCAACGGAACUUUCAAACUGGUUACCAAAAGCGACCUCCUCCUCCUCCUGGUUACCGGAGGUACCAUGAUUAUUAAUUUGUUCCACUAUUUUUUAUCAUAGACACUUAUUAGGUUUCUUACCUUAAAUGUAAAAUAGACAUUAAACCUUUGAGCCUCAGUGAUCUAAAUAUAUAAAAGGCAAAGCCCUCACUGACUGACUGACUGACUCACUCACUCACUCAUCACUAAUUCUCCCACUUCCCAUUUACCUAGGAGGCUGAAAUUCGGUACACCGAUUCUUUGGGCAUUAAAUAGGAAAACUAAGUCGUUUUUAUUCUGAUCGGGCUUUCGGGCUCCGCCCCAGUGGCUCUAGAGUUUCCCAUGUUAACCUUAUGAUUUUUCAUAUUUAAAAGGAAUUUCUUAACAGCUGUUUCAAUUAAACAAGUUGGUUCUGUUCUAUGAUGUGUAAUAGCAUUAAAGUUACAAGGAUUACCAACAGGGUGCAGCACUAUUAUUUUUUUUUUAUUUAUGACUACAGCCAAUUUGCAACCAAAAGGUGAGUGAGCAUAGCGAACGAACUUCAACCUGGAAGUGAGUUAGCGUAGCGAACGAGCUAACCUGAAGGCAAGUGAGCGGAGUGAACGAGCUCCAACCUAAAGGUGAGUGAGCGUAGCGAACGAACUUCAACCAGGACGUGAUUGAGCCAUGCGAACGAGCUCACUCGUGAAGUUAAACGGGGGAAAGCCCGCGGGUACAGCUAGUUAUAUAUAGUUUGAUAUGCCUAUUUUUGUAACGCCUGCCCCUUUAAUUAAGAGCAAAAUAUUCUAAAUUCUAGUAGAACGAGUUUUAAGUGGCCACAUAAAGUUAAGAAAAAAACAGUUAGUUGUGAUGUGCUUUUAAAGAAUCCUCCCGUCAAGACACUCCACUCAACUUCCACCUAACCCAUCCACCAUUUUAGGUGGGCCUCCUAGGCUUGUGAAGUGAAACAGAUUUUACCCAUUUUAGAUAAGUUAUUAUGUUUGCCUAGAUAUUUGGAAGCAAAAGUUAGUUUAUGUUACCCACAAUAGCUUAUAUCAUUUUGGGGCUCAAAAGUUUAAUAAAGCAUGUAAAACACCAUUAAAUAAUUGUUAUUGUUGUUUUUUUUUAUCAAUGAGAUAAUUUAUUUAUAUUUUGAGAAUAUUGAAUCUAUCUUUUAAUUUUGUUGACUGUACACGUUUGUAAGGUAGCCAACUGCAACCUACCUUAAGAAAACUAUAUAGGCUAGUCUUUGUUGAUUUUCUUCAAAACAACUAUGAAAUAUAACGUAAACAUUCGCUACUUAAUGUCAGUAUUUUAUGCAUUUUUUCAGUUUUAAAAACUGAUCUACUUACUCUAUGUCAAUACUUGACGUGUGUCAAAAAUAAAUAUCGAAGGUUUUAUAUUUUUAAAUAAAUAAGGUGCUUGUA